AUGUCUAUACAAACUAAUCACGUUGUGAAUCAUGAUACUACUCAUAUUGAUACUACUAAUACUACUUCGACUAUAGAUAGUAGUAAUAAUAAUAAUCAUAGUAAUGAUUAUAGUUAUGAUAAUUAUGAAUUACAUAAUGGUACCAAUUAUCUAUUGAACACAGAAUCUAAUAAUGAAACAACUUUCAAUAAACCAAUAGAUUCAUCUAUUCAUCAAAUAAGUAAUAUAGAACAUUUUAAUGACAAUAUAUAUAAGUAUAUAGAUGAUGAAACAUUGAAAUGUAUAAACCUUAGUGAUAAUAAUAAUAAUAAAAGUACAAAUAGCUUAUUACAAAAUACAUUUGAAAUGAUGACGAUGAUGAUGCAUACUUCAAAUGAUACAAAUAAUACAAUGUAUAAUCAUAGAUCUAGUUUAAAUAAUUCAUUGAAUGAUUUUGAAAUGAUGCAUAAUGCGUUUCAUAGUUCCCAAUUAUCCUCCUCCUCCUCCUCCUCAUCAUCAUCAUCAUCAUCACUGUCAUCACCAUCUUCAUUUUCCUCCUCCUCGUCCUCCUCAUCAUCAUCGUCACCUUCAUCAAUGACAUCUUUAUUAAAAUGA
Messenger RNA from Schistosoma mattheei, 594 nucleotides. NCBI's taxonomy places the organism in Eukaryota, Metazoa, Platyhelminthes, Trematoda, Strigeidida, Schistosomatidae. The record is from the annotation of a GenBank genome assembly.